This is a messenger RNA of Suillus paluster, 981 nucleotides long. RefSeq names its product mitochondrial carrier domain-containing protein. Gene Ontology annotation, molecular function: FAD transmembrane transporter activity; folic acid transmembrane transporter activity. The record is from RefSeq and is a predicted model, not a curated record. Gene Ontology annotation, biological process: folate import into mitochondrion; nucleotide transport. The coding region runs from base 1 to 981 and encodes 326 amino acids. The transcript is spliced from 7 exons. Lineage: Eukaryota; Fungi; Basidiomycota; Agaricomycetes; Boletales; Suillaceae. Gene Ontology annotation, cellular component: mitochondrion.
AUGGCUCUACAACAGCCAAGCUUCUUUCUGACAACUGCACUAGACCAUGCAGCAGCAGGCCUCGGAGCAGGCGUCGUCGCCGUCCUAUGCAUGCACCCUCUUGAUCUCCUCAAAGUCAAGCUACAGGUAGCUACAACAAACCCACAGGGUGGUAUUGGAAAAGCAAUAUGGCAUUCUCUGCGCGACAUUCAUGCAAGUCAAGGGUGGAAAGGCCUGUAUCGAGGCGUAGGACCAAACAUCGCGGGGAAUGCGUCAAGUUGGGGGCUCUACUUUCUUUUCUAUAACAUGCUGAAGAAGCGUGCAGCCGGAGAUGACCCAAAUUAUAGGAUGCCCCCUGGAGCAUACUUGCUUUGUUCCGCUCAAGCGAGCGCGGUCACAGCAAUAAUGACCAACCCUAUAUGGGUCGUAAAAGUGCGUAUGUUCACAACGCGUGCCGAUUCACCAACGUCAUAUCGUGGCCUCUGGGACGGCCUUGUUUCAAUAUGGAGGCAGGAGGGCAUCUCUGGCUGGUGGAAAGGGACUAGUUUGGCUUUGGUCGGCGUUAGCAACGGUGCAGUGCAGUUCAUGGCAUACGAGGAGAUGAAACGAUGGGGUUUUGAACAAAAGCGAAAACGGUUUGCAAAGGCCGGAAAGGUGACGGAACCGGAGGAUGACAAGCUGUCAAAUAUGUCGUACACGUUAAUGUCUGGUGCGAGCAAACUCUGGGCUCUUGUACUUACUUAUCCAUACCAAGUUAUUCGCUCUCGAAUACAGAACAAUGCCACCGCUCACUUAUACCCCGACAUACCCACCACUAUCAAAUGCACUUGGCAAGGCGAGGGGGUUCGUGGGUUUUAUCGUGGGAUGGGGACGAACCUCGUGCGCGUUCUUCCUGGAACCUGCGUCACUUUUGUUGUAUACGAGAACCUUGCAUGGUUAUUGCGGACAUCUGCGGCGCGAAGGGAAGCAAGAAGACGAAACGUGACUACCGAGCUGGUUUGA